AUGAGUGCAAUUUUUAUGAUGAUAAUAACCGAGUUAUCAACUUUGAUCCAAUUGAAAACUCACUGUUCCUACAUAAUCGGUGUUCUUUUAGUAAUUGCACUUCAACAUCAGAAGGAAGUUGCAUUUACUUCAAAAUUGGUAGUAAUAGUUCUAUUGUUCAACGAAAAUUCUGUUGUACAAAAUGCCAAAGCCAAGUACAAGGCCACUUUUCAUAUACAAAAGUUGACAAAGAUAACUUAA
Trichomonas vaginalis G3 is the source of this 240-nucleotide messenger RNA. RefSeq lists its product as uncharacterized. Lineage: Eukaryota; Parabasalia; Trichomonadida; Trichomonadidae. The record is from RefSeq and is a predicted model, not a curated record. The transcript has a single exon. The coding region runs from base 1 to 240 and encodes 79 amino acids.